Molecule: messenger RNA, 513 nt
Organism: Juglans regia (Persian walnut)
Lineage: Eukaryota; Viridiplantae; Streptophyta; Magnoliopsida; Fagales; Juglandaceae
Exons: 1
Coding region: 1-513 (170 amino acids)
Molecular function (GO): nucleic acid binding; RNA-DNA hybrid ribonuclease activity
Source: RefSeq, a predicted model, not a curated record
AUGGAACAAAAUAGAAAGGAAUCCAAGCUGCUAAAGUUAACAGAUGGAUUGCUCCCCCCAUUAGAUAUGUUCAAAGCCAACUGGGAUGCUGCCAUUGAUAAAGUCAAUUCAAGGGUGGGGAUUGGUGUAAUUGUUAGGAACUCAGAAGGAGCUGUUAUGGCAUCCUUAUGUUCUUCGAUGGACCUGCUCCCGAAUCCACUUCUUGGUGAGGCCAUAGCAGCUCGAAGAGUCUCUUCCUUCUGUGCAGAUCUGGGUCUUCAGCAUAUAAUACUCGAAGGUGAUUCCCUUUUGGUGGUGAAGGCAAUCCAAAACAAGGAAGAUAGUUGGAGUGAUUCUGGCCUUGUUAUUAGAGAUAUUAAGAUUUUGCUUUCUAAGUUCCUCUCUUGGUCUGUCUUAUAUGUCCAUAGGGAAGUUAAUGUAAUUGCACAUCACUUGGCAAAAUUUGCUCUUAGCUGCCAAGAGGAUUGCAUAAUGAUCGAGGACUGUCCCCCUUGUAUCAAGCAACUACUUUGA